GAAUAGCUGAUCUACGUGGCAUGCGCUCACUCAGGCAGACUCCACAAAGUAAAUUGUGACUUUUUAAAUUAAAAAAAAAAAAUGAAGAAAGAGGUCAGCCACGUAACGUAAACCACCAACACAUCCGGCUGGAAGACUUAAAUUUACAGGGUCGCUUGUUUAUCCGUAACACCGGAUGUGCCUCUCACGGCAACCGAUGAAACGAGAGAAUGAUGAAAAGAGAAUACUCAUUUAUAAUAUAAUAUUCUCAUUUAAAAAAUCAAAAUGUAUCUUUAGAGUCUGUAGUAUGUACAUGUCAUGUAUAUGAGCUAUUUCGCUAUUUCAAACGUAGAAGUUAAAAUGCAAUUUAACCGGGAACGCAUCCGGCAACUGGGGAGGAUCUUGCAUACAGUAUCUGUGUCCAGGGGCCCAUUGUCUCAUGAGUGGUCCAUGCAACAGUUCACUGAUUCAUUCCCACAGUCUUGUCAUUGUAAUCCUACCCUCUACCCACCAUGCACUGGGAGGUUUCUAAGGCGACCCUGACAGUCAACAAACAUGGCUGAUGCUGCAGGGAGCGUUGCCCAACAUGAGCGUUCCUGCUGUCACGUCCCGACGUUCUCUGCCCGACAUCCCAUGAUCCCCCGACUGUACGUGAUGCCGUGGAGACAGGACAUGAAGAACCAGAGGCUCCUGAUGAAGAAUGCAGCUCUGGCAGAGAUCCCUGUGGUUCCUCUGGAGGAGUCUUUAUGUUUUUGUGCUCGGGAGCGUCUCUGCCAUAAUCAGAACUCCUCCCAUCGCUCCUCCAUCACCUCCUCCUCUGCUCCUCUUGCCCAGACAGGACUGACUGCUCAUAAUUCCUCCCACUUCUCCAGGUACAACAGUUCUGUGGUGACGACCAGGCGGCUCUACCAAACCUGAACACAGAACACACAAAUAUUAAUAAACCCAUCUGCUUAACACUCUGGAAAAUGUUUGUUUUUCAUAAAUUUGGUCCUUUAGUUCAGUUUGUACAAGAUUCAUUAGUCACAUCUUAUGUAAAAUAGAAAAAAAAAAUCAAAUCACUGCAGGCAGAGGCUGGAAACAGAUUAAAGACAGACUGGUUGCAAAAUCUGAAAAACAAACGUGACGAAUUUAGAAUGAAGCGUAAAAACAUAACUCUUGAGAUUUAAACAGUACUGUGCUAAAGUCUCAGACAGGUGUAAAAAAAUGCUGUAAAAUAAGAAUGCUUUCAAAAAUAGAAAUGUUAAUAAUUGAUUUUAUCAAUUAACAAAAUGUAAAAUGAGUGAACAGAAGUACAUUUUAAAUCAAAUCAGUAUUUUCUGUGACCUCCCUUUGCCUCUAA
Messenger RNA from Centropristis striata (black sea bass), 1321 nucleotides. RefSeq names its product testis-expressed protein 43-like. The record is from RefSeq and is a predicted model, not a curated record. The transcript is spliced from 5 exons. NCBI's taxonomy places the organism in Eukaryota, Metazoa, Chordata, Actinopteri, Perciformes, Serranidae. The coding region runs from base 535 to 897 and encodes 120 amino acids.